AUGACCACCCACAUCCCCUCCAUCACGCUCCCGGCCUUUCUGUUCGAACAGCCUGCCGCCGCCGUGCUCCUCCCGAUCGCUGCUGGCACCGCUAUUGGCUUCGCCAUAUCCCCAUCAGAGACGAGGAAGUUCCAUGCAGCCUUGCGCCAACCACCCUUGAAGCCUCCUGGAUGGAUUUUCGGUCCUGUCUGGACGGCGUUGUAUGGUGCGAUGGGAUAUGCUAGCUAUCGUGCCUGGACGAUCGGGACUACGAGCGUGAACCCACGCACAGUGCAGCUCGCAAAGCAUGGCGCAACCUUGUACACCAUUCAAUUGGCGUUGAACUUGGUCUGGACACCUCUCUUCUUUGGCUUGAAGAAGCCUGUAGCUGCCAGCGCCGAUAUCAUUGCUCUGACAGGCACAGUGGGCUACUUGGCUUAUAUCUGGGGCCAAGUGGACGAGACGUCUGGCUGGCUGUUGGCUCCAUACCUUGCAUGGCUCGGCUUCGCCAAUUACCUCUGCCAUGGCGCCGGGUACUUGAACUCUUGGGACUUUUCUACACAAGGUCAGAAACAGGCCUGA
Sphaerulina musiva SO2202 is the source of this 561-nucleotide messenger RNA. Its product is annotated as translocator protein. Lineage: Eukaryota; Fungi; Ascomycota; Dothideomycetes; Mycosphaerellales; Mycosphaerellaceae. The record is from RefSeq and is a predicted model, not a curated record. Gene Ontology annotation, cellular component: mitochondrial outer membrane. The transcript has 3 exons. The coding region runs from base 1 to 561 and encodes 186 amino acids.